CCUCCAUCCCCUGGUCUCUCCAUCCCCUCCCUCUUCCACUCUAACCCCUCUUCCACCCCCCUCCCCUCCUCCCCAAUACACUUUUCCUCUCCAGCUGGGUUUGUGAAGUCGCCAAUGUCUGAGACUAAGCUCACGCUGGACACCUUUGAGCUGUACUGCGACGUGAUCGGUAACCCCACCCCGGAGAUCCAGUGGUGGUACGCCGAGAUCAACCGUGCCGACUCCUUCAAGCAGCUAUGGGACGGCGCCCGCAAGCGCCGCGUGUCCAUCAACACGGCCUACGGCAACAACGGGGUGAGCGUGCUGGGYAUCACGCGCCUCAYGCUGGAGGACUCCGGGACCUACGAGUGCCGGGCCAGCAACRACCCRCGGCGCAACGACCUGCGCCARAACCCCGCCAUCACCUGGAUCCGAGCCCAGGCCACCAUUUCGGUGCUGCAGAAGCCCAAGAUCAAUGUGUCAGAUCAGAUCAUCCUGCCCUCGGAGACCAAAGGGCCCCCUGUCACCCUGCAGUGUAACCUGACCAACGCCCACGAAGGCCAACAAGAGAGCUUCUGGAUGAAGAACGGAGUGGAGAUCGCAGACACACGGAACGAGCAGAAGAACACAGAGUACAUAAUCAAGAAACCAAGGUCAGACGACGCAGGGGAGUACAUGUGUGUUUACACGUUUGAAACGGCUCCCAACGCCAACGCCACUAUUGAGGUAAAAGCGGCACCUGAGAUCACGGGCCACAAGCGCAGUGACAAUAAGAACGAGGGGCAGAGUGCUCUGUUGUACUGUAAGUCUGUGGGCUACCCCUUUCCCAUCUGGACAUGGCGUAAACUGGAUGGCUCAAACUACAUGGAAAUCGAUAACUCCUCUGGCCGCUUCUUCAUCACCAACAAAGACAACUACACAGAGCUGAACAUCGUCAACCUGAACCGCACCUCGGACCCUGGUGAAUACCAGUGCAACGCUACCAACCACAUCGGCACCAAGUCCAUGUCGUCCAUCCUGCGGGUGCGCAGCCACCUGGCACCCCUCUGGCCCUUCCUGGGGGUGCUAGCGGAGAUCAUCAUCCUGGUGGUCAUCAUCGUAGUGUAUGAAAAACGCAAGAGGCCAGACGAUGUGUUGGACGAUGAUGAGCCAGCCGCACCAACGAAAACAAAUUCGACAAACAACCACAAAGACAAAAACAUGCGCCAGAGGAAUACAAAAUGAGAAGCUACUCGUUGCAAUGACUAACUGCAUAUCUUGACCACAUGAAGGUAUCUGAGGAGGGAGCUCCAGGCAAUUUUUAAUGAAGCAUAUCUCRUCUCUCUCUUAUGAGAAAAAACAAUAACAGCGUAACACUGGCAGAAAAGAACAAGAUGGCUGUCUUAAGCAUGCCUUAUUCAGUCUUACAUGAACAGUCCUGGAYGGAGAGAUGACUAAUUCCAUCACGAAAGGUGUGCACAUCUUUUUUUGUGUGCUGUUUGAUGUCUCUUUUAUUCAUUUUAUCAUGUCCUCCAACCAGAGGUGAUCCUUUUUGUAUUACAUAUCAUGUAAAACGCAUGCAAAUUAUUACGCAAUAGGAUGCCCAGAAUAGACUUUGUUGUUUUCCCUCAUGUCUGUGUGGCUAUUUUGCRUCCAAAGCAAUUAUGUUUUUUUAUGAAAUUGUCCUGAACUGAAAAAUACUGUUAUAUUCUUAAAUAACUUUGUACAGCUGAUUCAUUGUCAUUAAACUAUGUUUGAUUUAGUGAAAGGAAAGUCCACUCUUAACAGCCAUUAUAGUGAAAAUGUGAUGCAAGGGAUUCGAUGUCUGGCAGUAUUUACUUGAAAAUGAUUAUAUGAAAAUUACUACUAUAUCUAUCUAGUUAUAAAUAAAAUGUGUUUAUUUUUAUUUUUCAGAGUAACUUAGGAUGUCUUGUAUAUGUUGAGGUACGAGUGUUCAAACAAUAGCAAAUACCGUAUGUAAAGAAAAAAAAAUACAUUUUAUAUUUCCCAACUUAAUUCAUUCAUUUUUAUUUUUCUGAAAUUGUACAGCAUGGCUAUUAUCCUAUGCAAUAUGUAUUCAUAUAUAGAUAUAUUGGGGGCAGUUUGUUUUUCUCAGUGAAGCUUUAAUAUUGUGGGAUCACUUGGAAGCUGGUAUAGCAAAAUGCACUGCUGUAGCUGCAUGACUCCUGUCCUAUAAAUACAGUGUAUCCAUGUGUAUUGCAGUGCAAAUGGACCUACAUUAGGGUGGGAAUGGAAGGAGCUACGGUAUCUCUAGCCACGAUAAAACAUCAGACCAAUAACAUACGAGACCAAUACAUUUUUGAAAAUAAAAGGCUCCAAAAUACA
Salvelinus sp. IW2-2015 is the source of this 2304-nucleotide messenger RNA. Its product is annotated as neuroplastin-like. Lineage: Eukaryota; Metazoa; Chordata; Actinopteri; Salmoniformes; Salmonidae. Gene Ontology annotation, biological process: dendrite self-avoidance; homophilic cell-cell adhesion; axon guidance. Gene Ontology annotation, molecular function: cell-cell adhesion mediator activity. The record is from RefSeq and is a predicted model, not a curated record. Gene Ontology annotation, cellular component: axon; plasma membrane.